GGUAAAUCAUGCGAUUUCAAUGCAAAUGUUGACAGUUGGGGAACUAUAUGAUAUGCUGAUUGAUACAGUUUGGGAUGUUGUUAGGCAUCGUUUACGGUGUGUUGUACUGAAGGUGUUUUCAAUGGAUUUUAUGUGAAAAUACUGUUUCCGUGGAGUGAAUACAUGUGUCACCUAUAAUUCCUGGAGGAUACAGUGUUAUUCUCAUUCGUUUGGAAUGGAUGACCCCUAUGUUAACUUCGUGGCUCCUCCUGAGGCACUGGUUUUUACUCCAACAGAGGAGGAGUUUGCAGAUCCAUUGGGUUAUAUUGCCAAGAUAAGACCCAUUGCCGUCAAAGGAGGGAUAUGCAAAAUAAAACCACCACCGGAUUGGCAACCACCAUUUGCAGUAGAUGUCGAAAAAUUUAGAUUUGUACCCAGAGUACAAAGACUUAAUGAGUUGGAGGCUAAAUCCAGAAUAAAGCUCAAUUUCCUUGAUCAACUGGCCAAAUUUUGGGAGUUGCAGGGAUGUGCACUAAGGAUUCCUCAUGUGGAGAAAAAAUUGGUGGAUUUGUUUGGUUUGUACAAGAAUGUGGAAGAGGAGGGUGGUAUGGAGCAGGUGUCGGCAGAGAGGAAGUGGUCCAAGAUCUCCACAAAGCUGGGAAUGCCAACUGGGAAGGGAUGUGGAAGCAUUGUUCGAGGACACUAUGAAAGAAUCCUUUACCCUUUCUAUGUGUUCCGGAAAGGAGAUGCCUAUGAAUUUGACAAAAUCAAGAAGGUCGAGAAGGACAGAGAGGAUACAGAAGACAUGGAGUACAAGCCCCAUAAAGGACAAGGGAAGGAAUCUCAACUAGGGCAUGUCAGGAAGUCCAAGCGAACUAUGAAGGAGGAGCCUGUGAUUGACUACUCCGCCAACUCGGAACUGAAGAAGCUGCAGUUCUACGGUGCUGGUCCAAAAGCUGCCGUGCCCUCUGGUAACUCCAAUGUUAAAGAGGAAAAACAGCCUGAAAAAAUUAAAGAUGAGAAGAUUAAGACCCGGGAAAAACAAAUGAUUCCUGGAACAUAUGCAGAUAUGAAAUGGUUAGAAGUUGGCUAUGGACAGGUUGACAAGUAUCUGUGUCACAUGUGUGAAGGGGGAGAUGGGGAGGAGUACAUGCUGCUGUGCGACGGCUGUGACGACGCCUUCCACACCUACUGCCUCAUCCCACCACUAGUAGAUGUACCUAAGGGAGACUGGAGAUGCCCCAAGUGUGUGAAACAGGCUUGUUCAAGGCCUCAGGAUCCAUAUGGUUUUGAGCAGUCCAGGACUGAGUACUCUCUUCAGUCAUUUGGUGAGAUGGCAGACAACUUCAAAUCUAACUACUUCAACAUGCCGGUGCAUAUGGUUCCCUGUCAUCUUGUGGAGAAGGAGUUCUGGCGACUGGUCAGCUGUAUCGAGGAGGAGGUGUCUGUACAGUAUGGAGCGGACAUCCAUGCCUCGGAGAUGGGCAGUGGAUUCCCCACCAACAAGGCUGAUGUCAUGUGCCCAGAGGAUGAGGAGUAUGUGAACUCGGGCUGGAAUCUCAACAACUUGCCAGUGCUGGAACAAUCUGUGCUUUGCCAUAUCAAUGCAGACAUUUCAGGCAUGAAGAUCCCUUGGUGUUAUGUCGGCAUGUGUUUCUCCAGCUUCUGCUGGCACAAUGAGGAUCACUGGAGCUACUCCAUCAACUAUCUGCAUUGGGGAGAGCCAAAGACAUGGUAUGGCGUGCCUGGUGAGUCGGCGGACGUCUUUGAAAGAGCCAUGAUGCAGAUGGCUCCAGAGUUGUUUGAGCAGGCUCCUGACCUGCUCCAUCAGCUGACAACCAUCAUGAACCCAAAUCUGCUGAUGGCAAAAGGAGUUCCGAUUGUCCGUACAAACCAGCAUGCUGGUGAGUUUGUGGUGACCUUCCCCAGAGCCUACCAUGCAGGCUUCAACCAGGGAUACAACUUUGCUGAAGCUGUCAACUUCUGUCCUGCUGACUGGCUGGGCAUGGGUCGUCUAUGCAUCGACAACUAUCGCUCCCUUCACCGUCAGUGUGUGUUCUCCCACGAGGAGUUGAUCUGCAAGAUGGCUGCAGAUCCAGACAGUCUGGAUCUCAACCUAGCAGCUUCCACACACCAAGACAUGCUGGCCAUUGUGGAGGAGGAGAAGCAGCUGAGGAAGAAGUUGUUGGAUAUGGGUGUUGUUGAAGCCGAGAGAGAAGCGUUUGAGCUGCUACCUGAUGAUGAGCGCCAGUGUUGCUACUGCAAGACCACAUGCUUCCUGUCAGGGAUCACCUGUCCCUGUAGCCCAAACAAGGUGGUGUGCCUGUACCACACAGAACACAUAUGCAACUGUGACACAACUCAGCUAUGCCUCCGCUACCGCUACACACUUGACGAACUGCCGUCCAUGCUGCACAAGCUCAAGAUGAGGGCCGAGUCCUUCGAUAACUGGAAUGUAAAGGUCAAGGCUGCACUGGAUGCACCACAGGAGGAUAAGUUAGAUUUACAAGAACUGAAGGAUUUAGUCACUGAGGCAGAGGAGAAGAAAUUUCCUGACAAUGAGCUGUUGCAGCAGCUCACAAGUGCUGUGAAUGAAGCAGAAAAAUGUGCCAAUGUUGCGAACCAGUUGGUCAGCAAGAAAGUGAGAACAAGGAAUCGCCAAAACCUCGAGGGAAAAUACAUAGCCAAGUUAAAUCUGGAAGAACUGAACAUCUUUCAUGAACAGGUCAUCAGUCUGCCAUGUGUUAUCUUGGAGGCCAGGCUUGUCAAGGAACUGCUUGAUAAGGUUGUCAAGUUCCAGACAGAAGCUAAGGAUGCUCUAGAUGCUGAAACUCCAGAUUCUGAGAAGUUAGAAAAACUUAUUGAAGUUGGAAUCGUGCUUGAUGUUGAUCUCCCUGAAAUACCAAAACUUAAACAGGUAUUGCAGCAAGCCAAAUGGCUGGACGAGGUGCGGAACACCCUGAAGGACCGGCCCAACGUUACUCUGGAAGUGAUGAGGAAGUUGAUGGAGUCGGGGGUAAGCCUGGCCCCCCACUCAGCUGUAGAACGGGCCAUGGCCGACCUGCAGGAACUGCUGACUGUCAGUGAGAGAUGGGAGGAGAAGGCCAGGAUUUGUCUGCAGGCCAGACCAAGACAUGUGAUGACCACCCUGGAGGCUAUCAUCAGUGAAGCCAAGUCUAUACCAGCCUACCUGCCUAAUGUAUGUGCUCUCAAGGAGGCUGUGAGGAAGGCAAAGGAGUGGACGGUCAAGGUAGAGGCCAUCCAGAAUGGAGAUUCCUAUCCAUACCUGGACAUCUUGGAGAACUUUGUAAACAAAGGUCGCCCGAUCCCCGUGAGACUGGACUCACUACCUCAGGUAGAGUCGCAGGUUGCCGCAGCCAAGUCAUGGAGGGAGAGGACAGCCAGGACCUUCCUCAAGAAAAACUCCACCUACUCCUUAUUAGAGGUGUUGUCCCCGCGGCAGGACAUCGGCAUGUACACGAGUGGGAAGAACAAAAAGAAGAAGCUGCGAGAGGGGGAGCGUGACCGGCGGGAGAGUGAGAACAACAACACCAUAGACAUCAAGGUAGAAGAAACCCGAGACCCAGCAACCAUUGUGGCAGCCUUCAAGGUGUCGGAGCAGCGAGAGGUGGAGUGUAUGCGUGACCUGCGAGGCCGGAACUUGGACAAACUACACUGUCCUGAAGGGGAAGCCAAGUUCUGUAUAUGUCGAAAGGGGGCAUCAGGUUUUAUGUUGCAGUGUGAACUGUGCAAGGAUUGGUUUCACGGUACAUGUGUCCCGUUACCGAAAUCUGCCAAUAUGAAAAACAAGACUUCCCAAACAGCUGUGAUGCAAGCAACAAAAGACAUGAAAUUUUUGUGCCCCCUCUGUCUCAGAUCCCGACGACGCCCUCGUCUGGAAACUAUCCUCUCUUUACUGGUGUCUUUACAAAAACUCCCUGUCCGCCUCCCCGAAGGGGAAGCCCUACAGUGCUUAACAGAGCGAGCCAUGGCGUGGCAAGACCGGGCACGACAAGCUCUCACAACCAAUGAACUUGCCUCAGCCUUAACAAAACUCAGUGUGUUGAGCCAGAGAAUGGUUGAACAGGCUGCCCGUGAAAAAACAGAGAAAAUCAUUAACGCUGAGUUACUCAAGGCAGCAAAUAAUCCCGAACUGCAAAGCCAUUUGGCUAGUGUUACUCAAAGUGCUUUCAGUGGAGUUCAGAACGGGACGCCACAGAGAGAGAUCAAUUUGUUCAGCGUUGACAUAGACAGUUCACAAUCUUCCAUUCCCAUGUCCCCGCAGUCAUCACAAACUUCAGACGAUAUAUCCACCGACAUUGACACCAUCCCUGUAAGUCACGGCAGCAUGUCCUCGGAACAUGCGUAUUCUUCAGUGUCUAAAGCCACAUCAACUAUGACCCCCCGGAAACACCAGCGGAAGUCGCCACUGGUGCCGCGGCAGCUGGAAACCCCGGUGCUGGAGCUGUCCGAGAUCGCUAAAUGCCAGCUGGAAGAGCUGAUGAUGGAGGGUGACCUGCUGGAGGUGUCCCUGGAUGAGACGCAGCAUAUCUGGCGGAUACUCCAGGCAUGCCAGCCACGUCAUGAGGAAAAAUUCAUUGACUUUGAGGAUCCUGACAAGGCAAAUGUAACAAUGAAGGAGCGAGGGGAGAAGGUGAAGAGGAUAAAGAAGGAGAAGGACAAGAUAAAGGAGAAGAAGAUCAAGAUCAAGAGGAAGAAGGAGGGUGAAGACAGCACAGGGGUUGUGGUUAUCAAGAAGAUCAAGGAGGAGGCAGGAGUCGAGAAGCCCAAGAAGAAGAAGAUUAAAAUCAAAGAUCCAAACAAGGAAGUUCUGGACAGCAAAGAGAAGGAGAAUAAAGUUUCUGGUAAAAUUAAACCGAAGGAGAUUGGUGACAAGGCCAAAAAGGAAAAGUGUGAAAAGCUGAGAAAGAAGAAGAAACUGAAGAUUAAGCUUGAGGGAAUGAAACAGCUCGGGGAGAAGACACCCACCAUUAAGAAGAUCCGUAUCAAAAAGGACAAGUCCAAGGACGUCUUGGUUGUGGAUGAAGAUGAUGAUGAAGAAGAGAAUGAUGAAGAUUGCUCAGCUGUGAAGUGUCUGAAGCCUGUUGGUGAGGAGGUGAAUUGGGUGCAGUGUGACAGUUGUGAGAAAUGGUUCCACCUUCUUUGUGUUGGACUCGGCAAAGAGGAAGUGUCCGAGGACGAGGAAUAUGUUUGCUUUCAGUGUGUGCAAAUUAAGAACGGUGUGAUACCCACCAUCAAGCAGGAACCUCCAGAUGAACUGCUGGCAACACCGGACAGCGCAGACGUUUCUUCUACAGCCAUCAAUGGCAACGCUGAUCUACCUCUGUCCAGUCAACAGGUUGAUGGGAGUGUGGAGGAUAUGGAACUAUCAGCAACGGCUACAGUAUCUGAUGUCCUGCAAGGGGUAGUCACAAACGUGGUCAACGCUGAACUUGCUGGAGAAGUUGUCGAGGAGGAGGAGGAAGAGGACGAUGAUCUUGAGGAAGAUCUUGAAGAGGAUGAAACUCAUGGUGGUGAAGAACAUGAAGUUGAAGAUGAUGAGGAGGAUGAAGGAGAAGAAGAAGAAGAGGAGGAGGAGGAAGAGGAGGUUGAAGCAGAGGUCGAAGCAGAAACACUGGAUGCAAGUGCAACUGAGGAUGUUACUCUUGUGGAGGAUGAUUCACGGGCUGAGGAUAUUGAUGCUGAAAUGGAUGGAGAGGAAGAAGUUGAAGAAGAUGGAGGUGAGAUUGUUGAACUUGAGGAAGAUGAAGAAGAGGAGGAUGUUGAACACUUCACCACACAGGAAUCUGAAGUCAGUACAGCUGUGACGACAACUUUAGAGGCAGUUUCAGCUAUAGCUUCAGAAGUUGACUAUUCUCAGUCAGUGGAAAGUGCGGACUCGGAAGUGGUGGAAGCAGAUUUCGUUGGUGAUGUGCAUGAAUCAAGUGUGGAAUCUGCAAGUAGUUCAGUGUUGUUAGCAGACUCUUCCAAAGACUCAACAACAGCAGCAGCAGCAGCAGCAGUGGAGGAGGAGAACAGUGAAGAACUUAUGGACAUUGAGGAAAUGACCUCAGAGGCAGUAUCAAGUGUAAUACUGUCGUCAUAACCCUUACUUGCCAUCGCCCACAGCAGUGACUAGUCACAGCUACAUUCAUUCAUGGUUUGCUGGCAAAAAUGUGGUUUUGAAGUGUAUUUUCAUUAUUUUGAAUGUAUGGAGAAAUUUGAGACAUCGUGUUGCAAAUAACGAAAGAGUCACGGCCAGAUUGAAUGUAUCACGUGGUGAACUAACAGCUCCCAACAAAUCCUGUGUGGUAGACUCUUUUUGAAUCCUGAAGCAGAUUAUCACAGCACCCUACCAGACAUGCUCUGAUUGGUUUGUAUAUGUCGACACUGAUUACCCUCUCAUGAUUCAUAGCUGUCCUCGUCAAUGAAUGAAGAUGUUUGUGUGAAUGAUAAUUGUACAAAGGUGAAACCGUACACUCUAUUAACUGAUGAAUAAUUUGAUGAUGGUUUAUGUGUGUUGGAAUUUCUACUCUAAUUUAACACCUACAAUAUAUAUAUGCUUAAGAAACCUACCUCGGUUGGAUGACUUGACAGUAAUAUUCCUCUUGGUGGAACACCAGGUGGCUGUGGCUGUUUUUUGCAAUACUAAUCUAGUUAGACUGCAUCAAUAAACUAAACUAAACACCGACUAUUUUCUCUGAGGUGGUUGCCUUACGGUGCUUAAGGGCUCUUGAACAUGCAAUGUUUUAAUUGUAUUACCUUAGCUAAACAUUUCAUUCACAAAAUGUAUACUACAAUUUUCAUGUAACAAAAUAGUCAUCUUUAAUUAAAGGUGUUGUCAUUGGCAAAGUCUUUGAACAGGUUUAAAAAUCAGGACAUUGACUGUCACCCAAAGUUAUGCUUCAAGUUGUAACAUCACGAAAAUAUCCCAAUGCCAUUUGUUUCAAGCAAAAUCACUGAUGUAUUUAUGAAUGUAUGUUAAGUACUCUUGUACGGAUUAACUAGUUAUAUUAAUUACUUACACUGAGUGGAAUUGAGACACUAUAAUGUAGGGUUGAGAUUUUUCAAUGGAAGCGUAUUCUAACUGAAAUAAGGCAGUUGACCCAAACAUUUUUUUUAGCCCAUUGUGGGAAUGUUGUGCCAACAGAGCUUUUCACAGAUUGGUUUUGUCAACUAAAGAAAGAGUUCAUUAUGUGAUCUCGAGUUUAAUAUGUUUUGACUUGCCAUGCAAAUCAGAUUAAGAUGGUCCACUUUCAAGCUUUACUUGAAAUCUUUUGAACUGUUUGUCCAUGUUUUCAAUUUAUUAACUUGAAUGGGAGAGUGGAUUGAAUUUGUUAAGUUUAAAACUUCUUCUAAACCAGGUAAAACCAAUAAGAAAUUAUUCUAUUUCGAGUAUUGACUCCCUUGGCCCAUGCCUUUGACAAAGCUUUAAGCAUAGUAGUUUUUCAUUACCAUGUUUCUUACCUAAUUACUUUUUCUAUUUAUUUAGUAUGUUGCUACCGGUUAGAAUUUUGUGAAAACAUAAUUCCCAGAACAGAUGUGGUACUUUUUUGUUUUUCAUUUUCAUUUUAAUAAAAAAACAAACCUGAUGCAGUCCAGCUCGAUAAUGUAAAUAUGUCAUCUUUUGUAUUAUUUAUUUAUGUAUAUCAGAUUCAUUAUGCAUGGUGUCAUUAAUCACGUGUCAUUUAUCUUCCAGUUUGUAUAAAGAUCAUAGCUUUUUCGUCCCUGUACAUACCACUUUGCUUGUAGUAAGGUGUAUUCUAUAAAACAUUGGUGAUCUUUUACUGUGUCACAGAGACAAUCUUAAAAUGGUCUCAUUUUAACCGUUUACACCAUUAACAGCGAAUUCGAUUUAAGUUUACACCAUAAACGUUUAGUUUGUUAGAUGUCCUCAUUAUGCAGUCAUGUUGAAGCCAGAUUGGUUUCUGUUUGGUUCACUUCAGUUCAUACAUCAGUAGGUUCACACGUGCCGGUCUGUUUAUGUUUUUUUGUUGUAUGGUGGAGAGACAGCUCUUCAGUUUUUGUUGCUGAUUAUUUUACGGAUUUGUUUACAAUGUGGAAGACUGUUUGAAAGUGCUGUUACCUUGUCUAUGCCAUCAUCCCAUCACUCGUUGAUGCAUGGCAAAUGUAUGAAAAUAAACAGGUCUGACAACUAA
Haliotis rubra (blacklip abalone) is the source of this 8138-nucleotide messenger RNA. Its product is annotated as lysine-specific demethylase 5A-like. Gene Ontology annotation, biological process: chromatin remodeling. The coding region runs from base 215 to 6085 and encodes 1956 amino acids. The transcript is spliced from 32 exons. NCBI's taxonomy places the organism in Eukaryota, Metazoa, Mollusca, Gastropoda, Lepetellida, Haliotidae. Gene Ontology annotation, molecular function: DNA binding; histone demethylase activity. The record is from RefSeq and is a predicted model, not a curated record. Gene Ontology annotation, cellular component: nucleus.